AUGGCAAACCUUGAAGAUUCUUUUCUGGCAGAUCUUGAGGAUCUAUCUGACAAUGAUAAUGAGAACCUGGAUGAAGACAAUGGGGAUGCAGAGAACAUGGAAGAAGAUGUGAAUGGAGACUUAGCCGAUAUAGAAGCCCUCAACUAUGAUGACUUGGACAGUGUCUCAAAGUUACAAAAAACACAACGUUAUACAGACAUCAUGAAGAAAGUCGAAGAUGCCCUUGAAAAGGGGUCAGAUAUGUCAAUCCAAAACCAAGCCAUGGUUCUAGAAGACGAUCCAGAAUACCAACUAAUAGUCGAAUGCAACACACUAUCAGUCGACAUAGAAAACGAAAUUGUCAUAAUCCACAAUUUUAUACGCGAUAAAUACCGAUUAAAAUUUCCCGAACUUGAAUCUCUGGUUCAUCACCCGAUCGAUUACGCGCGUGUGGUCAAGAGAAUAGGAAAUGAAGUUGACCUAACCCUAGUUGACUUAGAAGGUCUUCUCCCCUCAGCCAUCAUCAUGGUUGUUUCAGUCACAGCCUCAACCACAAGCGGAAAGCCACUUCCCGAAAAUACCCUUCAAAAAACCAUCGAAGCAUGCGAUCGUGCCCUUACUUUAGACGCUUCAAAAAAGAAAGUUCUGGAUUUUGUUGAGAGUAGAAUGGGCUACAUUGCACCGAAUCUUUCCGCCAUUGUUGGAAGUGCAGUUGCUGCAAAACUUAUGGGGACAGCUGGCGGGCUGACGUCACUCGCAAAGAUGCCAGCUUGUAACGUGCAGCUUUUAGGUGCUAAAAAGAAGAAUCUAGCAGGGUUUUCUACUGCUACAUCUCAGUUUAGAGUUGGGUAUAUUGAGCAAACGGAGGUUUUUCAGACUACACCUCCUGGUUUAAAGAUGCGAGCUUGUAGACUUUUGGCUGCAAAGUCAACUCUUGCUGCACGUGUGGACUCCAUCAGGGGGGACCCGUCUGGGAAACAAGGGAGAAUGUAUCGGGAAGAGAUUAGGAAGAAGAUUGAAAAGUGGCAGGAACCACCGCCAGCUAAGCAACCAAAGCCACUUCCUGUACCCGAUUCUGAACCCAAAAAGAAAAGAGGUGGGAGGCGAUUGAGGAAAAUGAAGGAGAGAUAUGCUAUUACAGACAUGCGGAAACUGGCAAACAGAAUGCAAUUUGGAGUGCCUGAAGAGAGCUCAUUAGGUGAUGGACUAGGAGAAGGAUACGGUAUGCUUGGUCAAGCUGGAAACGGGAAGCUGCGUGUAUCAGUUGGUCAAAGCAAACUUGCUGCUAAAGUUGCCAAAAAGGGCAAAGAUAAACAAUAUAGUAGUGGUGGGGCUACCUCUGGAUUAACUUCAAGUUUGGCUUUCACACCUGUUCAGGGGAUUGAUCUUAUAGAUCCACAGGCAGAUGCUAAUAGACUUGGGAGUGGAUCUCAGAGCACGUAUUUUUCAGAGACAGGAACUUUUUCAAAGAUCAAGAGGACAUGAACUUUGAGGCAUCAUGUAAUGUGUUUUUCAAUGUCGUUUUGAAUCGUUGCAGGAGCGGAUUGGGGUUGGAUCUUUCAGUAAUAGUAUAUUAAAAUUCCAAGAUGGAAAGGAAUCAAUGAGAGGAAUUUCUUCAUCUUAUUACAGGACGACCUAAUAAUAAUAUGAUGCACACAUGGUUAUGGUCGAGAUCUAGUUAUUAUUUAAGAAGCUGUUAAUACUUGAUCAAGCAUCCUAGAUUUGUAAAUUUGAGGGUUUAUUACAUAGAAAACACCAAAAAGUCACUUGAAAACCUCCAACUCAAUGGAGUUUAUUUUCUGGUAGCAGUGGUUGAGGACUCAUUGUACACUAAUGUUCCAUUAAUAUGGAUAGAGAUUGGUCAACAUAACCCCGUGGCAGGUUCAGAGAAGAACAUGUACAAGACUCUUGAAUUUUAGUAAAACAUUAGGGUUCUUGUUCAUUGUGGGUGUUAUUUUGAGUAUUAUUCACUCAGAAGCUUUUGUUUAUCUUUUCUAAUUUUCUGUUUUCUUAUAUAAGUCGGUUCAUAGCAAUAAGAUUGUAACAUUUAUUGGCAAUUUGGAUGUACAGCCCAUGAGACUUGAAUAUUUUUUUAUGAAUGAAUAAUCGAUUAUGAAA
Lactuca virosa is the source of this 2097-nucleotide messenger RNA. The record is from the annotation of a GenBank genome assembly. Lineage: Eukaryota; Viridiplantae; Streptophyta; Magnoliopsida; Asterales; Asteraceae.